AUCUCAAUUAAGCUACCUUCAGUGCAAGAAGCAAAACAGGUUUGAACUAAUUGAGUUUGUUUUUGUUUCUAACUCUAACAAAUGGAGGGAGGGAGAGGAGUUGUGAAUGGAAACCCUUCAAACGCAGAUGUUCGGUACAGAGGAAUUCGUAGGAGGCCAUGGGGCAAGUUUGCAGCAGAGAUUCGUGACCCCACGAGAAAAGGGGCUCGCAUAUGGCUUGGAACCUUUGACACUGCUGAACAAGCUGCACGUGCUUAUGAUGCUGCUGCUUUUCAUUUUAGGGGUCACAAGGCCAUACUCAACUUCCCAAAUGAGUAUGGUAAUGUCACUCCUAAUCCAAAUAACAAUUAUUCUUCAACUUCUUUGCCUCUUCCUUUGUUGUCGUCUUCCUCUUCUUCUUCUUCUUCUUUCCCUUCCUACUAUGGCGAGGGUUCGUCGCAACAACAACAAGGAAAUGAUGAUGACACUUUUGAAUUGGAAUGCUUGGACAAUAAGUUGUUGGAAGAACUCCUUCAGCAGGCGCCUGAUCGUUCAGGCAACUGAUCGAUCAAAUUAACAACUAGUUAUAGCUGCUGGAGAUUGGUCCUGCUUUAAUUAUGUGCAUUAUAUUGGCAUGCAACAAAUUAAAGCCAUCUGUGUGGUUUCUAUCUUUUGUUUUUGUUAAUGUUUCUCAAAGUUAAAGCUAUUUCAAACCUUCGGAUUGGUUAUUAUCAUAAUUGUAGAAUUUAGGUCACACAAAUAAAGAGUAUAUUUAAUGUUUUGCGGUGAGUAGUGGCCUAUCCUAUUAGUAUGAUACACACGUUACUGAUUUCUGAUGAACACUACACCUAUACUGAUCAGAGGGUAUGUAUGAAAAACUCUGAUCAGCCUCUUUUUUCUUUUUUCAAUAGAAUGAAGGCUAAUUAACGGGAAUUUGGUCCAAAAUUAAUUCCAUUAAUCUUGAGCAAUGGAUUAUUCUUAGCAUUAUAAUCCGGCCAAACUUGGGAUUAUUUGCUAGUGUGUU
This is a messenger RNA of Glycine soja, 1003 nucleotides long. RefSeq names its product ethylene-responsive transcription factor ERF098-like. The transcript has a single exon. Gene Ontology annotation, biological process: regulation of DNA-templated transcription; ethylene-activated signaling pathway. The coding region runs from base 82 to 543 and encodes 153 amino acids. Gene Ontology annotation, molecular function: DNA binding; DNA-binding transcription factor activity. The record is from RefSeq and is a predicted model, not a curated record. NCBI's taxonomy places the organism in Eukaryota, Viridiplantae, Streptophyta, Magnoliopsida, Fabales, Fabaceae.